Molecule: messenger RNA, 504 nt
Organism: Arabis nemorensis
Lineage: Eukaryota; Viridiplantae; Streptophyta; Magnoliopsida; Brassicales; Brassicaceae
Source: the annotation of a GenBank genome assembly
AUGAAGGAGACAAACGGACAUGAACAACGGAGCAAGGUGACAUUGUCGGGGCUAUUAAACGCCAUUGAUGGGUUAUGGUCAGCUUGUAGUGAUGAGAAGAUUAUUGUUUUUACAACUAAUUUUGUGGAUAAGCUUGAUCCGGCGUUGAUACGUAGAGGAAGGAUGGACAACUACAUAGAGAUGUCAUAUUGCAGGUUUGAAGCAUUCAAGGUUUUAGCCAAGAACUACUUGGGUGUCGAGUCCCACGAUUUGUAUGGAGAAAUUGAGCUAUUGGUGGAAGAAACCAACAUGUCUCCUGCUGAUGUUGCAGAGAAUUUGAUGCCGAAAUCUGAUGAAGAAUAUGUAGACAUUUGCCUCAAGCGUUUGGUUAAGUCUUCGGAGGAACAGAAAGAGAAAGCAAGGAAGUUGGCUGAGGAAGAGGAGAAGAAGAAACGAGAGAGCGAAUCGAAAAAGAAUAAGAAAGCAGAGGAAGCAGAGAAGAACAUGAAAAUAGAGGAAGAAUGA